This is a messenger RNA of Chrysemys picta bellii (western painted turtle), 4881 nucleotides long. The record is from RefSeq and is a predicted model, not a curated record. Lineage: Eukaryota; Metazoa; Chordata; Testudines; Emydidae.
GGCGCCAGCCCCAAGCAGGGAGGGUAACAUUUGACUGACGGACGUAAUCCUCCCCCGCAGCGGAGUGCUUUUGAUCCGCCGGAUGGGGGUGCUGGCGGCGGGGUUCCCGAGCCGAGGGUUGCUUGGCCGUGCGAGCGGUCGCGCUCUCCCGGCCCCGGAGCUUUUCCCCGGGUGAGGGCGCUCGGGGCCGGCGCGGCGCGGCACGCUGAGCUGAGCUGGGGAGGCGGCGAUGCAGCGAGCGAGGGAAGCAGCCACGCGAAUCUCUGUAUCCGGCUUCGGGCUGAGGCGGCGACCAUAGCGCGGAGGGAGCGGGAAGGGAGGGGAAGCGGCGGCGGGAGGUGCCGCCUGCGCCCGGGCUGUGGAGGUGCUGAAAAGGAGGGCUGCAGCAGCUCCCAGAAGCAGGCUCGAGGACAUUUCCCCCUCACCCCUACAGGAGCUUUACAAUUUCAGCUGCCAGAUCUGUGGAGGAGAGAGACUUUCGCACAGCCCCCCCCUUCCCAAUCUUAAAUAUACAAAAAGCGGAAGAAGAGCCAGCAGCAGGGGAAGGGGGUGGAGGGGAACGGCAAUAUUGUUGCAGCUAUAGUGGCAGAGGCUGAUGGCGGAGUUUGGCAGUCGGGGUGCUGCCACUGGUAGCACCAGGGGCGGGGGCCUUCCCUCGUCUCCGGGUCCUGUCCAGGGGAAGGUGGCUUUCAAGGCAGGAGACGGGGAAGGAGGAGGCGGCGGCGGCAGAUCCUGUGUUGACAGUGCAGGCGACGGGGUCUCCAAUGGGGACUGCGCUCUGGUGGGAGACGAGACAGGAUCAGCCCAGCUCGGCAGCCCCGGCAGCAAAGCGAGAGGAUGUUCCACCGUGCAACAGAGGGAAAGCAAAUCCGGCAUCCCCCGGAGGAGCAGUAUCAUCAAGGAUGGUACAAAACAAAAGAGAGAACGGAAGAAGACUGUGUCAUUUAGCAGCAUGCCAACUGAGAAGAAGAUCAGUAGUGCAAGUGACUGUAUUAAUGCAAUGGUUGAAGGCUCUGAGCUCAGAAAGUUUCGGUCCAACUCUAGAGUUUAUCACCGGUACUUUCUUUUAGAUGCAGAUAUGCAGUCCCUGCGUUGGGAACCUUCAAAGAAGGAUUCGGAAAAAGCAAAGAUUGAUAUUAAAUCAGUCAAAGAAGUGAGAACAGGAAAAAAUACAGAUAUAUUCCGCAGCAAUGGAAUUUAUGACCAGAUAUCAGAAGACUGUGCAUUUUCUAUUAUUUAUGGAGAUAACUAUGAGUCUCUAGAUCUCGUUGCUAACUCAGCAGAUAUUGCAAACAUUUGGGUAACUGGGCUAAGAUACCUAAUUUCUUAUGGAAAACAUACACUAGAUAUGAUAGAAAGUAGCCAAGAUAAUAUGCGGACUUCAUGGGUUUCACAAAUGUUUAGUGAAACUGAUGUAGAUAAUUUUGGACAUAUAGCCCUUUAUAAAGCUGUUCAGUUUAUAAAAAAAUUAAAUCCGGGUUUAAAAACAAGUAAAAUUGAGCUGAAGUUCAAAGAGUUACAUAGAUCCAAGGACAAAACUGGUACUGAAGUCACAAAGGAAGAAUUUAUUGAAGUUUUCCAUGAGCUUUGUACCCGACCUGAGAUCUACUUCUUAUUGGUUCAGUUUUCCAGCAAUAAAGAAUUCCUAGAUACCAAGGACCUUAUGAUGUUUUUAGAAGCAGAACAGGGAAUGGCACAUGUCACAGAAGAAAUAAGCCUUGAAAUUAUUCACAAAUAUGAACCAUCAAAAGAAGGCCAGGAAAAGGGCUGGCUCUCAAUAGAUGGUUUUACUAAUUAUCUUACUUCACCUGACUGUCAUAUAUUUGAUCCAGAGCAUAAAAAGGUUUGUCAGGAUAUGAAACAACCUUUAUCCCAUUAUUUCAUAAACUCAUCUCACAAUACAUACUUGAUAGAGGACCAGUUCCGAGGUCCAUCUGAUAUCACAGGAUAUAUUCGUGCUCUUAAAAUGGGUUGCCGAAGUGUUGAAUUGGAUGUAUGGGAUGGUCCAGAUAAUGAGCCUCUAAUUUAUACAGGACAUACAAUGACAUCACAGAUAGUCUUCCGCAGUGUAAUUGACAUUAUUAACAAGUACGCAUUUUUUGCUUCAGAAUACCCUCUUAUUCUGUGUUUAGAAAAUCAUUGUUCUAUUAAGCAGCAGAAAGUUAUGGUUCAACACAUGAAGAAAAUUUUGGGCGACAAGCUACACACACAGUCUCCAAACAUAGAAGAGUCUUAUCUUCCCUCACCUGACUCACUUAAAGGGAAAAUACUAAUUAAAGCAAAGAAGCUUUCCUCUAAUUGCUCUGGGCUAGAGGGAGAUGUUACAGAUGAAGAUGAAGGAGCAGAAAUGUCACAAAGAGUAGGGAAAGAGGGUGCAGAACAACAAAACACUGUGAUAGUGAAACGAUUUCAGCUUUGCAAAGAGCUUUCCGAAUUGGUAAGCAUAUGUAAAUCAGUUCAGUUCAAAGAGUUUCAAGUCUCAUUUCAGCUCCAGAAAUACUGGGAAGUUUGUUCAUUUAAUGAAGUGCUUGCUAGCAAAUAUGCCAAUGAAAAUCCAGGAGAUUUUGUAAAUUACAACAAACGUUUUCUUGCCAGGGUUUUUCCUAGCCCUAUGAGGAUUGACUCUAGUAAUAUGAAUCCCCAGGAUUUUUGGAAGUGUGGCUGUCAGAUAGUAGCCAUGAACUUUCAGACACCUGGCUUAAUGAUGGAUCUUAACAUUGGUUGGUUUCGACAAAAUGGAAAUUGUGGCUAUGUCCUUCGUCCUGCCAUCAUGCGAGAGGAAGUAUCCUUCUUCAGUGCAAAUACAAAAGAUACAGUGCCUGGAGUUUCACCUCAGCUUCUUCACGUUAAAAUUAUUAGUGGGCAAAACUUUCCUAAACCCAAAGGGUCAGGUGCCAAAGGUGAUGUUGUAGAUCCUUAUGUAUAUGUAGAAAUUCAUGGAAUCCCAGCAGACUGUGCAGAAAAAAGGACAAAAACUGUGCAUCAAAAUGGAGACAAUCCAAUUUUUGAUGAAAGUUUUGAAUUUCAAAUUAAUCUUCCUGAACUAGCUGUCAUGCGUUUUGUAGUACUAGAUGAUGAUUACAUUGGGGAUGAGUUUAUUGGGCAGUACACUAUUCCCUUUGAGUGUUUACAGACAGGCUAUCGGCAUGUUCCACUGCAAUCUUUAACUGGAGAAAUUUUAGCACAUGCUUUCUUGUUUGUACAUGUUGCCAUUACUAAUCGAAGGGGUGGUGGGAAACCUCAUAAACGGGGCCUUUCAGUGAGGAAAGGAAAGAAAUCCAGGGAAUAUGCUUCUAUGAGAACAUUAUGGAUUAAACCCAUAGAUGAAGUAUUCAAGAAUGCUCUCCAGCCUAUACGGGAUGCCACGGAUCUGAGAGAAAAUAUGCAGAAUGCAGUAGUUUCAUUCAAAGAAUUAUGUGGCCUUUCUCCUGUAGCAAAUCUUAUGCAGUGUAUUCUGGCAGUGUCUACCCGCUUGGUCGGACCUGAUAGUACACCCUUGGUACUACUGAAUCUCAAUGAUCAGUAUCCCACUAUGGAGAUCCAAGGGACUGUUCCAGAGGUCUUGAGAAAGAUUGUAACUGCAUAUGACAUGCAUCUGACACUGUUUUUAAUGUGCGGUGAAUGUAAAAAUUAAUACCUCUUACCUCAUGCAAAUUCACAAGACUUUGUAUUCGUGUAUAUAAAUAUGUUAGAAAUGUACCUGUUUAUGCAUUAACUUGUAACUUUUUGCAUAUUGAUCUCUUUUUCACAUGUGCACAGUGAUUUGUUACAUUACAUUUUUGAAUUUAUAGAGCUGUAGUUCUUUUCAUCAUUGAUUCAAAGAGUAGAAAAUGUUAAUGUUUUUAGGAACUGUAAUCUUAUGAGCAGCAUGAUACUGUUGAAAUCCGCACAUUUUUUUUCAUAUAUAUAAUAUAUAUAUGCUGCAUCUCUCCUGUAUGUUUUAUUUAUUUUGGCAGUUGUGCAUUCUAUAAUCAACUCUAAUUUUCACUUUAGUUGUUAUAAGCUUCAGCAAAUCUGUAAAUGGUGUCUUUAGAAACUAGAAAUAUUCAGAAAUACAUAAAAAAUUCAAAAGUAUACUGCAUGGGGAAAGAAAGAACUGUGUAAAAAAAGACUAAACGAUAUGAAUUCUGUAGCAGAGUGAUGAAUUAUGAAGUUUACAUUAUGUAUAUGUAAGGAGGAAAAUCAACCGACCAACAGUUUAAAACCUCCACCUGAUUUCAGUUGCAGAAAUAUGGCAUGGGGAAGAGACAACCUGUCACAUAGGGUUAGAGCUUUUGAUUUUUUAAAAUGAACUCCUCUAAAAUUGGAAUAUGAUGAUAUGUAGAUAUUCUCUUCCAGGAUUUUUCUAUUAGUUUUGUGUUUUCAAACAAAACAGCUCAACUGUUUCCCUUUUUAAAAAAAUUAGAAAAUCAAACCAUUAACCUAGGAUCUGAAAAUAUGUACAUGGAGUUACAUUUUAGAGCUAAUUUCCUGGCACAAAUAGCUUUGGAAUAGUAACCAUACCAGACCCUUCAUACUUAGAGGAGCUCAUACAGUAGCACUGUUUGUAGAAAGAAAAAUUAGUUAACUAGGAGUUCAAGUAGGACUAUGGGAUCCGUACAUGGCUCAGUGAUGAAAACACAGGUGCAGUUUGGUUUAAAUGAUACUGUACUGUGUAAUUACUGUAAGAUUAGGAUAUUAUAGUACAAGGUGUUCUUAAUUAUUGGGAUUACAGAUAAAUCACAGAUAAAAUGAACCUCUGUUGUUGUCGAUGGAAAAUGUGUCUAAGGGUAUGUCUACACUACGAGAGUAGUUCGAUUUUACUUAAAGCGAAUUUGUGGAACCAAUAUUACAAAGUCGAACGUGUGUAUCCACACUAAGGACAGUAAUUCGACUUUGAGA